This is a messenger RNA of Mesitornis unicolor (brown roatelo), 476 nucleotides long. Its product is annotated as interleukin-1 receptor type 2-like. NCBI's taxonomy places the organism in Eukaryota, Metazoa, Chordata, Aves, Mesitornithiformes, Mesitornithidae. The annotation marks the transcript as partial. The record is from RefSeq and is a predicted model, not a curated record. The transcript has 4 exons. Gene Ontology annotation, molecular function: interleukin-1 binding; interleukin-1, type II, blocking receptor activity.
AACAAGAAAAGCGAAUUACCCCAAUAAUUGUGUAUCCAACACAAAAGACAACAUCAGCUGCUCUCGGCUCCAAGAUGACUCUCCCAUGCAAAGUGUUCGUCGGCCUGAGCAGCCACGUCCAUACCGAUGUGGAAUGGCUGGCAAAUGACACCACCGUCGACAUGGUUUACAAGCAAAGAAGAGUUACAGAGGGAGAACGACAAGAAAUUGUAGAAAAUGGUGAAAACUUCAUUGAAGUGCCACUGAUUUUUGAUUCUGUCAAAGAAGUGGACUUUUACACAGACUUUACAUGUCUGGCCCAGAACAGAUACGGCUACCAAGUGCUGCCAACAAGGGUCAAGCAGGAAGCUGUUGGCUUAUCCUGGUACGUUGCAAUGAUUCCCUUCACACUGGCCUGCGUGAUCCUGGGAGUAAUAUGCAUACGCAAGUGCUGGAAGCGGAGAGACGAUAAAGGAUAUGCAAUAGCAAAGGUUUAA